CCAGUUUAUGAAACAAACGUGUAACAGAAGUUCGCUGAAGAUCUCCGAUCGUCUACUCUGCCCCAUCUGAUGUUGUGAAAGCUAUCAAGGAUGAUUUCCACCUUCUUUAUUCUCUUAACAAUAACGACAUCUCCUGGUUUAUUUCACACCGAUUUCACGGAAAAUGAAGUGAAGAUACACCGUAUUCAGAAUGACCCGACCUACUUUAUUUUGGCUUCAAGAGUUAUUCGUCCAGGUCAGCCAUACAGAGUAUAUGUAACCGUUUACCGGCCCUCAAUUCCAAUCACCGUUAAGGCGUCUAUUCAGAGAGACGGCGUUGACUUGGCCUCAACGACGAAACAAUACAGGUCCAAUGUCCCUGAAACCUUACUAUUGAAGGUGCCACCAAAUAGUGUACCAGGGGUGUACAAACUACGAGUGGAAGGAAACAUGAAUGGGGUGCUGGGAGGAACGGCGUUUGUCAACGAAACUUUGUUGGAGUUCUCUCAGCGAUCUAUGACCAUUUUUGUCCAAACGGACAGCCCUAUCUACCGGCAGGGACAGAUAGUUCGUUUCAGAACAAUACCCAUCAACACUAGCCUGAAAGCCUAUUCGGAUGCAGUAGAUGUUUACAUGUUAGGUCCAAGAGGAACAAUUAUGAGAAAAUGGCUUUCUCGUCAGACCAACCGAGGCGCUGUGAGUUUGGAAUACCAACUGUCGGAACAGCCUCCUUUUGGAACUUGGACCAUUCGUGUGGUAGUACAGGGACAAGUUGGGGAAAAAACCUUUCUGGUGGAAGAAUACUAUCAGACCCCAUAUGAGGUAAACCUAAGUAUGCCAGCGUUCUUCAUGGACACUAACGACUACAUACAGGGAUACGUCACAGCCAAUUAUUCCGGAGGAUCAUCAGUUUAUGGAAAUCUGACAGUAACAACAACAUCGAUGGAGUAUUUAGUGAACGAUAAUAGAAGCCGAUCUCGUUCGCCAGAACUGCAGCACGUGCUCGAUGUUUUUGAAGGGUUCGCCACUUUCCAAUUCAAGAUGCGAGAGUUAACUCAGCUUGUUUCGAAUACAGGGGGGAUCAAAGUCCGGGUGACGGCCUGUGUGGGUGAACUUUUCUUGGAUCGUGUAGAAUGUGGAUUUUCAGAGGCUAUCAUCUUUAAUUCAAGCAUCAAACUUCAAUUCCUUGGCUCUUCUCCUCAAGUAUUCAAACCGUCCAUGCCUUUCAAAGCUUACCUUGCAGUAUCUUACCAUGACGGAUCAGCACUACCACCAUGGCGUUUGUCCAAUCAAAAGCUGGACAUCAAGCCUAUUUUGACCCUGGUCAAUGGCGCCUCAGAAAAGCUGGACAUCAAACACGAACUCUUGUCUCCUGUUCGUCCGGGAGUCUGGGAGUUGGAGCUCGACUUAAAGGCCGAACUGGGAGGAAAGACGUUACUGAACAACGUUAAAACGCUUAGUUUAGAGGCCUAUUACAAAGAUGAAACGGGAGAAAGGUCAACAGCUAAUCUUCUUGUUUAUGCAUCCUAUUCUCCUACUGAGCGCCAUCUUCAGGUAUCUACAAGUACUAAACAUCCAAAGGUGAGGGAGUUUGUUAUUUUCCACGUAAGAGCUGACUACUUUGUGGAGAACUUUUCGUAUGUGGUUAUUUCUAAAGGAAUACUGUUGUUGGCUGGACAAGAAAAAAUGACAUCGAGUAUCAAAACCUUCGCCGUGGCCAUCACUCCGGAAAUGACGCCCACUGCUACCAUAGUGAUUUACGAUAUCGCUCGAGAGGGCGUGGUCAUCGUUGAUAGUUUGACGUUUCCAGUUGACGGAUUCUCCAGAAAUGAUUUCACAGUGAACUUGAAGAAGACGGGUAGCAAUGGAGAGACAGUGGAAGUUACCGUCAGUGGCCGACCUGGCACUUACGUGGGCGUUUCUGCAACCGACAGAACCCUAUUCAACAUGCACUCAAGCAAUGAACUCAAUCAUGAUGACAUGCUGUACAAAAUGACGACUUUCGACGACUCUGCUAAUGGAACGUUUAUGCACGUGUUCCGCUCGAGAGAGGGGAAACCUGAUGAAAUACUACACUUUCCUUCUUCAACAUAUGGCAUUGAUGCUAAGAGGACUUUUCAGUAUGCAAACUUGAUCGUGUUUACAGAUGCGAAUGUAACAAGUCAACCAGAUCGGUGCAACAGUAAGAAAGGCUAUGCAGCUUGUAUGGACGGAAUGUGUUAUCCGGUCAACAAACAAUGUGAUGAACAACUGGACUGUAAGGAUGGUUCGGAUGAAAGCGGAUGUCAUCUGAAGAGUGAGUUAAACCUAACACACUUCAAGCUACAUCGAGGGAGCCGGUUAUGGCAGAUGUAUGAGAACUCACGAUUGUGGAAAGAUAUCAACAUUGGCUCUCAAGGUUAUCAAACCUUUCACUUUCCAUUAUCUAACAUUCCAACCAACUGGAUAAUCACAGCCUUUGGAACGAACAGUAACACGGGUUUUGGAAUUAUUGCUCCUGUACUAGAAUUUUCAAGUGUGAAGUCUUUCUUUAUGAACGUCGAGAUGCCACAAAUAUGUAAAGAAGGAGAACAAAUCGGAAUUAAAGUUACUGUUUGUAACUACAAAUCAGUGGAGACUGAGGUAUUCGUAAGCAUAGCCAAGUCACAAGAUUACAGCUUUGUUACCCUGGAAACCUACGGUCGUCAGACGGAACAGGAACACCAAGUAACGAUUGCCCCAGGACAAUGUGAAGUGAUAUAUUUACCAAUUGUGGCCGUUCGGCAAGGGGAAAUGAACGUCACUGUUAUGGCUAAAACUCAACAGUUUAAGGAUCUGGUCAUCCGUCGCCUACACGUAGAACCUGAUGGAAUCCCUCAACAUCGCCACACCUCGCUUCUUCUGGAUCUAAGCCAGGGGUCUUAUUUCAUCAAGUAUUUAGAAACUAACAUUAGCAAGCCACAAUUUUUAUCUGGUCAGAAAGAACGACCUUACGUACCUGGCUCUAAUAAAGUUAAAUUAACUGUUUCAGGUGGUGUUGUAGGCCCUGUUUUCUCGACCAUGCCUGUAAACUCGACAACUUUACUUCGUAAACCUUGUGACGGUGGAGAGCAGAACAUGUUUAACUUCGCUGCCAAUUUAUACACUCUUCUAUAUAUCCGUCAGACUAAUCAGAAGAUACCGGAAAUGGAGAGAGAAGCGCUGCAUUACCUAAAUAUAGGUUAUCAAAAUCAGCUCAGUUACCAGAAUGAAGAUGGAUCAUUUAGAAUGUUCCGGUGGAAUGACAAACCCAGUGUCUGGUUAACCGCGUUCUGUGUUCAAGUAUUUCACAAAGCAGUCUUGGAAGAUUGGAAAAACUUUCUUUUCAUCGAUCCAACAGUAAUUUCAAAAGGUAUCAAGUGGUUGUUGAAUUACCAGUCACCAGAUGGCGCGUUUUAUGAAACAGACCUCUUUCCUUAUGACAGGAAAAUGAACUUGACAACAGAACGGAUUGGAGACAUUGUACGUCACAGGAAUAUCUCUCUUACAGCACACGUUCUCAUCACGUUGUCGGAGGUGAAGGAUUUGAGUGGAGAACUCGGAGCAAGGGCAUCAACAAGCAGAACAGCAGCACAGAGGUAUCUUGAGAAAACAAUCCACAUUAUAAAGAGCUAUGAAGAUCCCUUUGAAUUAGCCAUUGUAGCUUAUGCUUUAACGCUGUCUUUCAGUAACCAUGGUGAUGAAGUUUUUAAUCUUCUGGACUGGAAGCUGAAAGAAUCGAGUGGAAUGAGGUACUGGGCAUCUGAGCCUGUUCCUUCUCCUCAAACCUCCAUAGUAAACAAUCGACCUUAUCUUUUACCUAAAUUACCUCACAAAUACGAGGCCUGCAACAUUGAGACGACAGCGUACGGUCUGUUAGUGCACGUGGCAAGACAGGCUGUCAUUCAGAAGGAGAUUGUUAAAUGGUUGGUCGCUCAAAGGUCACAUGAUGGUGGAUGGGCUUCCACUCAAGAUACCCUUUUAGCCAUCCAAGCGCUAACCGAAUACAGUGUCCACUCAGGACAGAGAGAAGGUACUGAUAUCACACUAACAAUCGAAUCAUCAUCAACUCCAGGCUUUGUGAGACAGCUUCACAUUGGUGAUGACAAUCUUUCAAAAUCUCAAAGUAUAGAGAUACCGAAUGGGUGGGGAGCUGUGAUUGUAAAAGUCCAAGGAUCUGGACUGGCCAUAGUCCAAUUGUCUAGUCAGUACAAUGUGGAUUCACCGAAGUUGCUGACGUCACCACCAGUAAACGCAUUCUCUUUAUUGGUUCGUGGUCAUUUUUUCGGAAGAAACAGUUCGCAUAUAACAUUCCAGACCUGUCAGAGGUGGACCAACCAAGCCGAGAGUCAGGAAAGUGGUUUAGCAGUAUUAGAGAUGAGCAUUCCUACUGGGUAUGCAGUUCUUCAGCGAGAACUUGACAGCUAUGUUCAGUCUGGUCAAGUUAAAAAUUUGCGACAAGCAAAUUACAGGACAAGAAGAGUUUUCUUCUACUUUGAUUAUUUAAGUGCUUAUGAAAGUUGUAUUUCGUUUACUGUACAUCGGUGGUAUCCUGUAGCAAAUUUAACGAGACACUUGGAAGUCAAGGUUUAUGACUAUUACGCACCAGAGCGUUACAAUCAGACAAUUUUUGAUACAUCAAAUCUUCAUUCGUUAGACAUCUGCCAAGUUUGUGGAUCGUACCAAUGCUCGUGUGAUCCAGGAUACAGCUCAUCUGCCAUUAUCCAAAGAAACCACGUGGCGUUAGGCUUCGUUCUAGUAUAUUUUGUGUACAUUGUAUUAUCUGGCUCAAAGGAAGUGUGAAUAUAAUAGCAUUCAAAUCUUUAAAAAAUGCUUAAAGGGUUACCUUAUGGAAGAGACCGAAUGUUUGUAGAAUAGUUUCAAUGGCUUAAUGAGGAUUUCUUGUGCAAAGCCUUCUUGAAUUAAGAAGAUAAUAACGUUGGUUUUUCCUGACACGGGCACGAAGCUCAAAUAUUGGAUAAAACUUCUCAACGUCGCCUCUUUUCGUAGAAGCCUACUCUAACCGUAUGAUUUCAUACAGCUUUAAGAACGUCUUGUUCCCUCUUUUGUUUUUUCACCAGUAAUUUGUGCACUUUCAAAAGAAAUUGUUUUCGUGAAAAUGUCUUAGUACAGAUGUGGAAGUAUCAGAGAGAGAGAGAACAGUUUAUGAACAGUUACCGUACUUCCUCACACAGCGUAAGUAAAUAAAAGCCAGAAAUAUAUAUAUACAGAUCCAUAAAUAUGUACAAAAAAUGUUUGUGUAAUAUCUUUAGACAUUGAAAGAACUAAGAAAGUAGGAUUUUAACAGGCCCCUCACGAGCCAGUGGAGGACAUUUUUGUUUAAAAAAAAAAGAGCUACCC
Molecule: messenger RNA, 5337 nt
Organism: Limulus polyphemus (Atlantic horseshoe crab)
Lineage: Eukaryota; Metazoa; Arthropoda; Merostomata; Xiphosura; Limulidae
Product: CD109 antigen-like
Exons: 35
Coding region: 91-4779 (1562 amino acids)
Cellular component (GO): extracellular region
Molecular function (GO): endopeptidase inhibitor activity; protein binding
Source: RefSeq, a predicted model, not a curated record